AUGUGGAGGGUGUCCGUUUGUGCUAAUUCAUGUUGUUCUUGUCUCUUCCUUCAUAGAUAUAUCAACUACAUGAAAGAAGGAAACAAAACAAUAAUUUUAGAGUUCAUCCUCCUUGGGCUUUCUGAGGAUCCAUAACUGAACCUCCUCAUAUUUGGGCUUUUCCUGUCCAUGUACCUGGUCACUGUGCUUGGGAACCUGCUCAUCAUCCUAAUCAUCUGCUUUGACACCCACCUUCACACCCCCAUGUACUUCUUCCUAUCCAAUCUGUCCUUGGUUGACAUCUGUUUCAGCACCACCAUAGUCCCCAAUAUGCUGGUAAACAUCCAGACAGAGAACAAGGCUAUCUCCUACAUGAACUGCCUCACUCAGGUGUAUUUUUCCAUGUUUUUUCCUAUCCUGGACACUUUACUUUUGACCGUGAUGGCCUAUGACCGGUAUGUGGCCAUCUGUCAGCCCCUACACUACACAAUCAUCAUGAACCCUCAUCUCUGUGGCUUGCUAGUUUUUAUUACUUGAUUAAUUGGUAUCAUGACAUCCCUCCUCCAUAUCUCUCUGAUGAUACAUCUGAAUUUCUGUAGAGAUCUUGAAAUUCCACAUUUCUUCUGUGAGCUGACACAGAUCCUCAAGUUGGCCUGCUCUGAUACCUUCCUGAAUAGCAUAUUGAUAUAUUUUAUGACUGGUAUGCUGGGUGUUUUCCCCCUUUUUGGAAUCCUAUUCUCCUACUCAAGAAUUACUUCAUCCAUAAGGAAGAUGUCCUCAUCGCGGGGAAAGCAAAAAGCAUUUUCCACCUGUGUGUCUCAUCUCUCAGUUGUUUCUUUGUUUUAUGUGGCAGGCAUUGGGGUCUACUUCACUUCUGCAGUGACUCACUCUUCCCAGAAAGUCUCAGUUGCCUCAGUGAUGUACACUGUGGUCACUCCCAUGCUUAACCCCUUCAUCUACAGCUUGAGGAACAAGGAUGUGAAGGGAGCCCUGGGAAGGCUUCUCAGCAGAGCAGCCUCUUGUCUGUGA
Molecule: messenger RNA, 1008 nt
Organism: Molossus molossus (Pallas's mastiff bat)
Lineage: Eukaryota; Metazoa; Chordata; Mammalia; Chiroptera; Molossidae
Product: olfactory receptor 7D2-like
Exons: 1
Biological process (GO): G protein-coupled receptor signaling pathway
Cellular component (GO): membrane
Molecular function (GO): G protein-coupled receptor activity; olfactory receptor activity
Source: RefSeq, a predicted model, not a curated record